GCGCGUUGUACAUUGGAAAUCCUAUUACCCUGAUGGCUCCUGCGAAUAGUUUCACCGAAACGCAGCUUUUGCCGUCUCAACAGAUGGAAAGAUGGAAUAAUAUCGCAGAGAAUUGGAUCUAUCGCGAACAACGCUCGGCGCACGAGAAUCCUUUGUGCACACACGGAACACUCUAUUUCUUCGUUCGCACACGCCCGUUCCGGGUCACUUGGUAAACGAAACGAAUUGGAAGGAGGCGUUGUCUGGUAAUCCGAUUAACUCGACACCUUCGGUUAUAUACGGGAUGUCCCUGAAGUGUGUAUUGGGUGUUCGAGCCGAAAGCGACGAAUUAUUGUAUACGGUUUGGUCGCUCGUUAUGGUCCGCGAAUCAGUUGCCAGCGCAAAGGGUUAAAUCACAGUGAAUGUCACACGUGGGCUCAAGUUUUG
Messenger RNA from Heterotrigona itama, 426 nucleotides. The record is from the annotation of a GenBank genome assembly. NCBI's taxonomy places the organism in Eukaryota, Metazoa, Arthropoda, Insecta, Hymenoptera, Apidae.